UUCUCGAUUCAUUCAUUUCCGUGAGUGACGCAAAUCUAGAAUGGCCGACUUUGAUGCUUUCGAAUCUGCUCCAAGCGAAGAAGUGGAUCCUGCUGCAGAUUUUCUUGCUCGAGAACAAUCAGAAUUAGCUGGAUUAGAAGAUGAUAAUGAGAAUUUCAAUUCAGGCCAGCAGUUUGGUAACCAGGAUUUCGACUCCUUUGGACAAGAACCAUUAGCUUUGCAACAGAAUACUUCUGAUGGAUUGGGUGAUUUUGAAAUAUUAGGAGGAGGUGGUGGCAUUGAUGGCUUUGGCGCAGACUCUGGAGCCCAGCAAUACAUGGGUUUUAAUGAGAACAUCAGUCAAAAUGAACUUUCUCAAAAUGGCCCCAGUAAUAUGUAUGAAGCUAUUUCACAACAAGACACAUUGCGGGCGGUGCCUGAAAAAAUCAAAAUCUGGAGAGAAGAACAAAAAAGCAGACUUGAAAAAAAAGAUAUUGAGGAGGAAAAACGCAAGUUAGAGUUGAAAGAAAAAGCAAAGAAGGAGUUAGAUGAUUGGUACAAGCAUCAUGCAGAACAACUGGAGAAGACCAAAGAAAAUAACAGGAAACAUAAUGAUGUUACUGAGUCACAGGGGGCUGCGGAAAAUGCAUUUGUGAAAGACAGGGAUGAGAAGAUACCAGGCCAGUCGUGGGAAAAAAUUACACGCCUUUGCGAGUUCAACCCCAAAAAUUCCAAGAACAGUAAAGAUGUAUCCAGGUUCCGGUCGAUUUUACUUCAACUGAAGCAGACACCACUGGUGCGCUAGUCUAGUUAGCCAUUCUUCCUGUUCAUUCUUUGUUGCUGUAAGGAGAAAUAUAGCAUAGCUCUAAAAGAGGCAUUGGGUUUUACAAAUGAGAAAUUGUUUUAAAAUAUUUUUGAAAAUAAACAUAGUGCUGUUACAAUUUCCCCCCCCCCCCCCCCUUUGCUGUUACAGACAGUUGAAACUAAAAGCUUCAAGUUUCUAUCUACAUAAAUAAUUGAUGUUCUUAUUUAAGCCUGUUUUUUAAGAAAAGUUAUUACAAAUAUACCCUAAUUUGCUGGUAUUUCAAAUUAAAUAAUGUGUUUUCUUUAAAAUGAAAACCUUUAAUAAAACGGUUUGAACAACCUUUUUUUUUUUAACCACUGCAUUUUAAUAGUAUGCUGUACCAUAGCAAAGACAGUGGUAGAGAUACUAUCAUCAUUACUUUACUUAACUACAAGAUUCUUUUUUUUUUCUUUAAUUAGUAUCUUCCUUGCCCUUUUCUUUAGCCCAUUUUCUAGAUAACUUUCCAUUUUGUUUUCCAGAUGAGAGACAAAAGUCUUUGUCAAAAAAAAAAAUAAUAAUUUAACUUUGGCUUUGGUUUAAAGCCUUUUUUUUUUUUUUUAAAGUUGUGAUAUACUCUUGAAUGGGUGUAUGGAGCCUAACAAUGUGAAUAACCAUAUUGACCUUAGCCAUUGAAAUCAAUGUGAUUCUAGUAGUUCAGUGUGUGUUCUAGCUGUGUAGAUGAUUGUGUAGUUCUCUGUCUCCUACAAUAUACUUUUUUAUUUUUUACAAAAUUUUAUAACCAACAAAAUGUUCAGUCCUAUUAUUUAAAAAAAAAAGUUGUUUUUUUUUUUAAGAGAUCCUUACUAAACCUUGAAAGAGUCAAUUAUCAAAUUUAAAACAUUCCUUCAUUACUUGUGGAAACUUUUAGUAUCAUUCUAAAAAAAUGUUUUUUUGUUUGUUUGUUUUUUUGUUGCUUUUUUUUAAAUGAAUGAUUGAAAAGUUUUUAAUGUUACGAAUGUUUUAAAUUAUUUUGCUGUUGUCCUAGAGUUUAGUGUAAAUAGAUUGACAUUAAGAAAGUUAGUUGUCACACAUUUUUUUUUUCUUCACAAAAUGAUGUCUAUGCAUCUAUAAGGGUCGGCCUUUUUAAAUCAUCAGUCGUACAUAGCUCUACAGUUAGUUUGUGUAACAGCCUUAAUUAACAAAGAUAGAACUUUCUAAAUGUUUCAUUGAUUAGGCUUCUUUGGUCUACACACUUUGAAUGUUGUGUUAAUUUAUUGUUUCACUAUUUCAACAUGAGGUUAAUGUGAAAGUGUGGAUGAAUUAAAACAAUUACAUUUGUAACCUUUGA
Messenger RNA from Biomphalaria glabrata, 2111 nucleotides. Its product is annotated as clathrin light chain A-like. Gene Ontology annotation, cellular component: clathrin coat of trans-Golgi network vesicle; postsynaptic endocytic zone cytoplasmic component; clathrin coat of coated pit. Bases 41 to 784 code for a protein of 247 amino acids. Gene Ontology annotation, biological process: clathrin coat assembly; intracellular protein transport; clathrin-dependent endocytosis. The record is from RefSeq and is a predicted model, not a curated record. The transcript is spliced from 7 exons. NCBI's taxonomy places the organism in Eukaryota, Metazoa, Mollusca, Gastropoda, Planorbidae. Gene Ontology annotation, molecular function: clathrin heavy chain binding; structural molecule activity.